AAAGGUAUUGCAUGUUAUUUCAGUGUUUCAAAAACAUCUGUAUAAUAUGGCUGUACAUACACAAUUUAUGUGAUUUUAUACACAGGGAAGUUAAUGACAGUUAGGGGAUUUUAUGUAGUAACCGUAGUGAGUUAGCUGUAGAUCACAAUGCCUGUUGCUGAUUCUUCCCUAAUUGAUGACAUUGAGGACAUUGUCAACAAGAAUUCCUCUCCAGGUGAAAUUCGCCAGGAGAACAAACGAUUGGUUGUCCCGAAAUCCAGGCGCAUCAAGCAAACCAGAGAGGAAACAGUUCAAGCAGACAGCAUUAUACCUGGUACACAGAAGGUAUGGCUCAAAACCUGGGGAUGUUCUCACAACAACUCAGACAGUGAAUAUAUGGCUGGACAACUAGCCUCUUAUGGAUACAAAAUCACAGAUGACAGUGAGUCAGCGGACCUCUGGCUCCUCAACAGCUGUACAGUCAAAAACCCUGCAGAGGACCACUUCAGGAACGAGAUCAAGAAAGCGAGAGAGAAACAGAAGAAAAUCGUGGUGGCAGGGUGUGUGCCCCAGGGACAACCAAGGACGGACUAUUUACAGGGCCUAAGUGUAAUAGGAGUACAACAGAUUGACCGGGUCACAGAGGUCGUAGAGGAGACACUGAAAGGUCAUUCUGUUAGACUAUAUGGUCAGAAAAAACUAGAAGGGAAAAAGGUUGGAGGAGCAGCCCUGAGCCUGCCCAAGAUCCGAAAGAACCCACUUAUAGAAAUCAUCGCAAUCAACACUGGGUGUCUCAAUCAGUGUACGUAUUGCAAAACAAAACACGCUCGUGGAGAGUUGGGUAGUUAUCCCCCAGAUGAGAUUGUGGCGAGAGCCAAACAGUCGUUUGAGGAGGGUGUUGUUGAAAUAUGGCUGACUUCUGAAGAUCUUGGUGCUUAUGGUCAUGACAUUGGAGUGACCUUACCCCAGUUACUAUGGAAACUAGUGGAGGUUAUUCCAGAAGGUGCCAGAAUGAGGCUAGGAAUGACAAACCCACCUUACAUCCUAGAGCACCUUGAGGAGAUGGCCAAGAUUCUGAAGCACCCGAGGGUGUACUCCUUCCUCCACGUCCCUGUACAAUCCGCGUCCGACAGCGUACUCAUGGACAUGAAGCGGGAAUAUUGCCAGGCGGAUUUCAGACAUGUGACAGACUUUCUGAAGGAAAGAGUGCCAGGAGUUACCAUAGCAACAGAUGUAAUAUGUGGAUUUCCCACAGAAACUGAAGAUGAUUUUGAAGAAACCAUGAAACUUGUAGAAGAAUAUAAAUUUCCCAGCCUGUUUAUUAAUCAAUUUUUCCCAAGACCAGGGACACCAGCUGCAAAGAUGCCAAGAAUACCUGCUCAAUUAGUCAAACAAAGAACAAAAAAAAUUUCCGAGCUGUUCCAUUCAUAUAGACCUUAUGAUCACAAGAUGAGUGAGAUACAGCAGGUGCUGGUCACCGAGACGUCACAUGACCAGCAGUAUUAUGUAGGUCACAACAAGUUCUAUGAUCAGGUCCUAGUUCCAAAAAAUGAGAAUUUGAUGGGUAAGAUGGUGACAGUUCGGAUUGUGGAGACAGGUAAACAUUUUCUGAAAGGACAACUUCUGUCAGAUAAAGACAUUGUUCAACCCGAUGUUCCUCUUCCAUUAAAGAAAGGCCAAGUGUCUGGGGCAUCAGGUCUAGUGCAGAUUGAAAACAACUCAAACCACAAUAUCUUUAUGGCGGUGUCGUUGUUUGCAGUGCUUAUUGCAGUAGUGUGGAGAUUUUACAGUCUAUUUCUGGGAACCACAUGAUAAACUUGACUGAGAUUGAAGAAAUACUAUAAAUCAUGUGGUUGGCUGUGAUAGAACAGAAAACAGGGAUCUGUGUUCUGUAUCUAAGAAACCUGCAUCUUGUGUGGUGAAAGCAUGAUGUAUCAUCUGGGAUUGUUCUAAUUUCAAAGAUGAAAAAGAGUUUUAGUUGAUAAAUAUAUUAGACUGGAUAUUUUUGAACAUUUAUGUCAACUAUACCCAUCCUUAGCAAGAAGUUAUGGUUUGUCCAUAUUACCAGUACUACAAGUUUUUAUCUUUUGUUUCAAAACUUCUCAUCAUUUUCAAUUUCAAUUAUUUUAAAAUUUGAAUGAAAUUAGUCAGUAUUAUAUACAUGCAUGUUGAAAGAAAAUUUGUUAUUAAUGGUGAGGUCAAUGUCAAAUUAAAUGGUAACAAUACAUUAUAUGGAUGGAG
Molecule: messenger RNA, 2220 nt
Organism: Magallana angulata
Lineage: Eukaryota; Metazoa; Mollusca; Bivalvia; Ostreida; Ostreidae
Product: threonylcarbamoyladenosine tRNA methylthiotransferase-like
Exons: 15
Coding region: 148-1791 (547 amino acids)
Biological process (GO): tRNA methylthiolation
Cellular component (GO): endoplasmic reticulum
Molecular function (GO): tRNA (N(6)-L-threonylcarbamoyladenosine(37)-C(2))-methylthiotransferase activity; 4 iron, 4 sulfur cluster binding
Source: RefSeq, a predicted model, not a curated record